CCGAAACAAUACCAACUGCCAUCUGUCGUCGCAAACUCAAUCGGCGGCGAAACCAGUACACACAUUGCUAAUCGGUCAGCCUGUCGCGGCUGUUGUUUCCUCAAUCCUAACCAUUCCCUUGCUUUCGCGCAUCCUCAGUAUUCGUCCUCCUCCCUAUAUAACAGACCUUCGCGCAGAAACGACAUCUCGUUCCAAACGAUGGUCUCCCAUCGGGACGAACCUUGACCUCAAUUAAAAACCCUCACGUGGGCAUCUUCGUCGCGCUGUCGCAGUCUUUACAUAACUCUAGAACAGAAACCGGUCCCGCACUUCUGACAGCAAGGGCACUUUUUUCAAAAGAAGGACUUUCAAUACUAUCUUGGCAGGGUAUGAGGAUGAGAUUGUUGAAUAUUGCGACUAUGCCAUGUUCGAAACUUGCCUGUUGACGAUUUCAAAUCACUUUUGCCACGCGGUUGGCUUGGACAACUAAGAGAACAUGGAUCCCUUGCAAGAGUCUCCGGCUCUGAGGAGACUUGAGCCGCAUUGGAACUAUGGCCUCAUUGCAGCCUCCAUUGCAGUGUCACUCCUGGGAGCCUUCACCUCUACCCAGAUGAUGUGUCAGGCACGAACGUCCCGGUACUUCAGUGGUGUACUAGUAUGGACACUUCUCGGCAGCCUGACGUUCGGAUUCUGUUCAAUAUGGAGUCUCCAUUUUAUCGCCAUGUUAGCAUGCGAAUUGGACGUGCGAAUAGGGCUGGACGUUCCUCUGACCAUCGUCAGCGCAGUCCUCGCAGUGUCAUUUACCUUCGCUGCAUUGUCAUUUGACCUUCUCCGAGAUCGAUACAUACAUCUUCUGAAGAAGAAGAAGCACAGAAGUACACGCAGGUCCAGGAGGGAAAUCCAGCACGAUGCUGGACUGGCGGAGAGUGAGGAGCGUCCCAGUACCGAGGCCCUUUUGCCUCCGCCAACAUCAGAAGACCAAGAGGCUUUUGAGUCUUUACACGAAGCCGAGGCCCUGGAAGAAAGAGGUCGGACACUACAAAGACUAUCUAGGACUGAUAGUGGGCUUGGACCGAUCGAAGAGCAUUUUGUUGGAAUCGAUACGACCGUGAGAGGGAAUGCUUUACAGCCAGACCUGGAACAGGCAUCACCUACGCCGUUUCACCAAUCUCCCAAACCGCGAGCCGAUAUUUAUUACAGGGACACGUCUGAGGGUGACACGGAAAGCCUUCCAAGAAGCUCCAUAGACGGUGACCGCUCGCGACGAUCCUCUACGACUCAUAGCUCCGAUAGCAGUGGCCUCAGCCUCCCGGCCUUCAUGAGCUUCAGGGUAUCUCAACUGUCUUCUUCAUCUGCUACCGGUCUAACCUCGAUUGCGAGACUUCUACUCCAUGGCGCAAAGCCUAAGAAGAUUUGCAAGGGGUUCGUAUGGUCACUAGCGAUCACGAGCAUGCAUUAUGUUGGAGUUCUGGCCAUGAAGAUCCCGGACGGUCAUUUUACAUUGAAUCCAUUCAUUGUCACUCUGUCAGCCUUGAUCAGUUGGCUCGUAUGUACGAUGGGUUGUAUUUUGAUCCCACAGAUUGAGAUCAACCUUUCACAGCAAUUAUUCUUCUCAUUUAUCGCCGCUUCAGGCGUGGCUGCAAUGCAUUUCACCGGCAUGUGGGCUACAACCUUCUGGUCACAGGCAGAUCCAAGUGCGGAUCGAGGCUAUCCAUCUGAUCUACCCGUCGCUGUUACUAGCAUCGCGAUUCUCACUUGUAUGCUUGCCAAUGGCCUCCUAGCUCAUUCCGCUACUAUUGCUCGCAACAAGUUGGCCGAGAUUGUUCAGACGAGAAAGAAGCUAUGGGCAGCCAUAGCACAAAAGGAGAAUGCAGAAGCUGCUGCAAGGGCACGCAGCGAGUUCAUUGCAUCGGCGUCUCAUGAAAUACGUACUCCUCUUCAUCAGCUACAGGGCUAUAGUGACCUGCUAUCUCGGACGGCGCUGAACGAAGAAUCGCGUCUCCUCCUUCUUGCAAUCCAGGAAGCCACCAGGUCAUUAUCGAUGAUCACGGCAAAUGUUCUUGAUUGGUCGCGACUAGAGAAAGGUGAAGCUGUCUCCCGACCCAUAAGCCUUGAUCUUCGAAAAGCUUGCGAGUCGAUCAUCAACAUCUUACCCAGUAAGGAUGACGAGACAGCCACAGAACUGAUGAUUGUGGUUGCCCCGAGGGUGCCACAAUCUGUGUUCCUAGAUGAAACAUAUUUACAACGCAUCCUCAUGAAUUUAUUGACCAAUGCACUCAAGUUUACGCAAUCCGGUUAUGUCAUCCUUUUCAUCGACUGCCUCGACGAUAAUCUGGUCAUAACAGUAAAGGAUUCUGGUUAUGGCAUUCCAGAAUCGUUCUUACCUCAUCUUUUUGAACCAUUCAAACAAGCCCAAACCCGUGGCGCCGAACGAGGUACUGGUCUCGGAUUGGCUAUUAUUAAACACCUCCUUGAGAAGAUAUCAGGAGCCAUUUCUGUUCAAAGUACUUGCAGCAAGAUUGACGGAGGGGAUUUGUCCCACUCUGGCAGUACGUUCAAAGUUACGAUCCCAACAUCGGGUUUAUUGGAUGUCGCAAACCCCCUGCCGGCCUUGGGGCAUAGGCGCCAACUAGCCGUAUAUCAGAAGCAGGGGAGCCGCUUGAGUGAAGGACUGAAGAUGGCAUGGACAGCAUAUGACAUCGAAUUAGUUCCAGCUGACCCCAGUGGCGAUAUAUCUGAUGACUGGGGUUAUAUUUGGGCGGAUCUGGACUAUAUCAAAGAUGCACCCGAGCUUUUGGGUCGACUGCUGCAACCUAGAAGCCAACUGGUCAUUUUACCAUACGGUUCCCAGUCUCUCCUCGAUAAGACCAUUGGCGUCGCCCCUCCCUCACACGUCAUUCCUGUCCGACGACCGCUGCUGUGGCAUCGGAUGGUUGAAACUAUUGUCUCUGUCAUACAAUCGGGAAGAUCAUCUGUGGACAGAUCUGUCAGAUUUGCUCCAAUGGUCGAUAUGGUCGAAAAUGCUCAUCUGAGUUCUGCGACAGAACAAAGGGCACUCAGCGGUUCGACGGUGCUUCUGGUCGAAGAUAAUAAAAUCAACCAAAAGCUCGGGGUGAAGAUGCUACAGACCUUGGGAUAUAAUGUGAUGACUGCUAACGAUGGGCAAGAUGCCGUUGAGAAGAUUGUAGCACACGAUAUGCAAAUCGAUCUUAUCCUCAUGGAUCAUUCGAUGCCGCGAAAGGACGGCGUCACCGCAUUGAAGGAAAUCCGGGCAAUGGAGCAAGAUGGGACUGUCUCCAGGUCGAGACCUUUGAUUAUGGUCACGGCAGUCGUUGGACCCGAUGCUGCUGCGCUCUGUAUAUCCAGCGGUGCUGAUGCUUUCCUCCCGAAGCCAUUGUCCCUGCAAAAGCUUGAGCUGACAUUGAAGAAAUUCCUGGGCUGAAACGCCGACAAGUGUAAACUCGACCCGACCAGCGGAGUUCAACAUUGCAGACAAAGCCAUCUUGGGUGAAAUCCCUACGGCGAUAACCCCUAUCGAUUCCAAACUCUACAGGAGCAGGGUUCAGGCACUCAUUGCGAGUACCCUUGCCAGCCAUGGCAGCCCACGCAUUGAUCGGAAUGAUAUUCUGGUGAGCAUGCGCACAUCGUAAACAGGAAUCAUAGAGGAUGGCCAAGGGCAUCAUAUUAAAGACUAGACUAGCGAGAAGUUCUAGUCAACUGGCCGCAUUGUACGGUUAGACAUAGGUACAGUAUAUUGUAUAGGUACCCCACGAGUACGAUAACUGAAUCGACGUAUCCAUGACAUCGCCCGAAAUAGCCGAA
Molecule: messenger RNA, 3801 nt
Organism: Exophiala oligosperma
Lineage: Eukaryota; Fungi; Ascomycota; Eurotiomycetes; Chaetothyriales; Herpotrichiellaceae
Exons: 1
Coding region: 476-3421 (981 amino acids)
Biological process (GO): phosphorelay signal transduction system; protein autophosphorylation
Molecular function (GO): histidine phosphotransfer kinase activity; phosphorelay sensor kinase activity
Source: RefSeq, a predicted model, not a curated record